UUUAGAAAAACAUACACAAGACACAGUGGCUUCGAUGGCAAAGCAUUGAUUCACCAAAUAAAUAAUAUAAUGUAAUUAGAGGAUUUGUCGUCGUUGGAAUUUCUCUCUGGCGUGUAUCAUUCUAACACAAAAAUACAUAUACACACACGCUUUCCUGACAUUUUAGUUUCUUUUCGCUUCUUUUUAAUUUAAUAUUAUUGUUUGUGUUUUCGUGUUAAAUAUUUAAAUUGUGUUUUGGUUCUAUUUGAAUCCCACACUCGUGUCGUACAAAACUUUUUUUUUAUAGAGAACACUACUCCGAAAGAGUAACAAAAAGAGAUUCUGCAUGUGUACAAAUGUGAUCAUCAUGUGUUAUUGUAUCUAUAUAUGACCAAGUGAGAAAGAAAGAAAAGCAUCCCGUUAAUUGGAGUCAACGAAACGACGACGACAAAUAACAAAACCAACAACAACAACAUAAUAGAGAAUAAAACAAGGAAAUUGCGUUCAGAUAAGAUUUAUAGUUGAUGCCACGAAUCGUUUGAGUACAAAAGCAAAUCGGUGUACAUUGUUUAUUAAAUGAACACAUUACGCGCACUAGACACCAUUUCAAAGUAUUUGGAGUGUGAUUGUAGUUACAACGGCGACGUAAACAGUAUUCACUGAAAACGACGUCCGAAAUUCAACAUGUAUUAUCCAAUUGGAUGGCCUAUACAAGUCGAUCUAAUUGGAUUGCAUCAGCAAACAAUUCGACGAAUAUGCUGUGAUCGCGUCAAAAUUUUAUUUGCCAUCCUAACCGAUGACUCCUUAGCAAUAUACUACACAAACCCUUGUGUGCCGAUUGUGAUAUCAAAACGAACACCCGAAUCAAUAGCCAAACAUGGAACAAAUUGUAUCGUUGAAUGGAAACCCGAUUCAAAUAUGCUGGUGGUGGCUACCACCGAUGGAACUCUUUUAUUGUAUGUUUUAUCAGUGGUUGACACACCAAGGGGCAUAUAUAAUCAGAUCGAUCCUCCGUCCAAAAAUUUAUGCCGUGAUAGCGCUGAAUUAUUCCUUAAAGAGACUAUCCCUUCACUUACACUGACAUUGCAUUGUGAAUACCCUUUACACGUUCCAAUAACAUGCAUCUGCUGUGUAAAUAUAAAUCAAAUCAUGGUAGCAACGAAAAGUGAACGAAUUUUGCGUAUCCGAUGGGAUGGCGUUGAAGAACGAGAUUUUUCAUUAGAUUUAAAACGUAUUCCAUUUAGUAUAAAUCAACAAGUUAGCUACGCUGUUCCGAUUUUGGAGAGCAACACAUAUGUAUCGUCAAUGGAGUAUUCGCCAUUGAUCGGUGGCUUUGCAAUUACGCUAAACGAUGGACGAGCGGCUUAUUUAACGGCGAAUUCAUUGAAAUUUGAUCCGAAUCAAGUUCAAGGUAUUUGGGCUCAAGGUUUGGACGAUGCAACGUGCGCCAGUAUCAAUCAUAAAUAUCGGCUUAUUGCAUUCGGUAGAAAAAAUUCACAAGCGGCUGUGUACAUAAUUGAUGAUGUGACCGGUGGUUUGGAGUUGUCACACACCAUUGAAUUGAGUGCCAAAGAUUUUCCAGGUUCACCUGGUUCGGUGCGCGAAAUGAGAUGGACCCCCGAUGGCUGUGCAGUUAUGUUGUCAUGGAGUAAAGGUGGCAUUUCAUUGUGGAGUACAUUUGGUGCGUUGCUCAUGUGCUCACUCGGCUGGGAUUAUGGUUUAAAUGUUGAUUUGGCACUCAAAAAUCCAUUGGACAUCACAGGCAUGGAUUGGUCAACGGAAGGCUACCAACUGUUUAUGCUAAGACAGCAAAAAACCUAUGACGAAGAUACACCAAAUGCAGACAUAAACAGUUCGAAUGUAUCGGAUGACACAAGUUUUGUCGAUGGAAAAUCGGUGUCGUCAUCUUCAGUACCUAAUAAACCAACACUUAUGCAUACAUAUUCGAAUUUAUCGGAUAAAAGUUUUGUUGCUACCGAACCACCGUACACAUUGAUAACAACACUAGUUCAAUUGAAUUUUGUAAAAAGUAGCUUUACUGUGAAUCCGGUAAUGAGUACGCACGCGCAUUUAUUUUUGCAAGGCGAUGACAGACUGUAUAUAAAUCAAGGUGAAAGUUUACAAAAAGUUUAUCACAAUGGCAAAUCAUUGCCAUUGGAUCCGAAUUUGAUCGAUCCAAAUCAGCAUUCAUCGUCGAGCAAGCAAAGCAAUUUAUUUUCACAUUCGUAUAACAUUUGUAUGGAUAGUUAUAUGAGUGGCGAAUUCAUUUCGGUGCCGAACGAAGACUUAUCGACAACUUUGGAUGACUAUGAGGUCGGAAAAUCAUUACAAGUGACAAGUAUUCUAUCGGAAAGUAAGCACUGGAUUGUGGUUCAAUUACCAGUCGCUUACAUGGCUACGAAUUGGCCGAUUCGUUUCAGUGCAAUAAGCAAUAAUGGCGCUAAUAUAGCUGUGGCUGGUCGUACCGGCGUCGCCAUGUAUUCAAUGAUAACACGAAAAUGGAAAUUGUUUGGCAAUGAGACGCAGGAAAAGGAUUUCAUUGUAACCGGUGGACUGCUUUGGUGGGACGAAUUCAUAAUAAUGGGUUGCUACAGUUUGGUGCAAAAAAGCGACGAAAUUCGCAUCUAUCCAAAAGAUUCAAAAUUGGAUAAUCGUUUUGCGAAAAUAAUACCGAUGGCGGCGCCGGUAAUGCUAAUCAACCUAUUCAAAGAUCAAUUGGUAACAUUCACUGCCGAUGGUUUUGUUACAGUAUUUGCAAUUACGAAAUAUGAUGCACAAAACAUAGAUCUAUUGCGCAUUGAUACAUACGACAUUCGCGGUGUAUGCAUUCAUCCGGCUUGUAUCAUUUCAGUGACAAUGACCAAUCUGAAAAAUGACAGCGCAAGUCGUGCCAAUCAAGGAAAUUUAACGCAAAAUGAAACGUUAGUGCUGAAUGUGUCUGGCCGCAUACUCAUGGUGAAUAAGGAAAAUAACGGAAAUGCAUCGGAAAAUUUGACAUCAACGUGUUUGGCAUCGUGCGUGGAAUGCUUGUGGGUGUCAAAUUCACAGAAAACUCAUCUCAAGGAAUCGUUGUGGCUGUAUUGUGGUGGUUAUGGAAUGAGAGUCUGGUUACCAGUGUUUCCUCGCGAUGCGGACAGUGGCUACGGUAGCCGGCACACUUUUAUGUCAAAACGUAUUAUGCUGUCGUUUGCAUUGAAAGUAUAUCCAUUGGCAAUUCUCUUUGAGGACGCCAUCAUUUUGGGCGUUGAAAAUGAUACGGUUAUGUAUACAAGCGAUUCUAGUUCACAUUUUUCGCUACCAUUUUGCAUUCUUGAACGAACAAGUCAAGUUUAUCUUCAUCAAAUAUUGCGUCAAUUAAUCCGAAGGAAUCUUGGAUAUAAUGCAUGGGAAAUUGCACGCAGUUGUUCAAAUCUACCAUAUUUUCCACAUUCAUUGGAACUUCUUCUGCAUGAAGUUCUUGAAGAAGAAGCAACCAGCAAAGAACCGAUUGCCGAUGCGCUACUUCCCAGUGUGCUUGAAUUUAUACAAGAAUUUCCAGUUUAUUUGCAGACUGUUGUGCAAUGUGCAAGAAAAACGGAAAUAGCUUUAUGGCCCUAUUUAUUUGCAACGGCUGGCAAACCAAAAGAUCUAUUUCAACAAUGUUUAACGCAACAUCAACUAGAAACGGCUGGCAGUUAUUUGAUUAUAUUACAGAAUCUGGAGCCAUCGUCAGUGAGUAGGCAAUUCGCAACGAUUUUAUUGGAAACGUCAUUAGAAGAGGAAAAAUGGGAUUUGGCCAAAGAGCUCGUUCGAUUUUUACGUGCAAUCGAUCCGAAUGACGUUGAAUCACCACGAAACUCAUUUGUAAUGGGAAAUAAAUUGCAUCUGAGUCAACAGCCGGCACCGGUAAGUCCGAAUGCUGAAGACUUAAGUUUGAUUCUUGGUUCAAUGGCACGGGGGAGAAGUUUUUCAACAACAGUCAAUCCAAAAAUGAACGAAAUUGUUAGUCCGCCUUCAAAUCAAACGCAAUCGAGCUCAAAUACGACGGGAAAAGCAGCGUCGGUGGGUAGCAUAGAUGCAUCAUCAGUUGUACGCCGCAAAAAAAGUGCACCACACACAGCAAGAGAAAAAGAUUCAACGACAGCCGAAGAAUUCUUCAUUGAAAUAAUAAUUCAACGGCAUGCUCGACGUCUUUUGCAAGAUAAAAAACUAGAAGCCUUAGGUUACUUGAGUGCCGCUUUGGAUUUUCAUUUGGUCGGUUGGUUGGCACGAGAAAAGGAUCGGGCAGCUCGUAUUGAAGAUUUUGUUGCAACGUUAAAGCAACUUCAUGAGGAUUUCGAUUGGCCUAAACCCAGUUUGGAUAUUAAAUUGAGUCGAAAAUCUUCGGAGAAAGCGCAGCAACAACAAGAAUCACCGAGUUAUUCAUUGCAAUCGUUGCGUGUCGACACACAUAUGGGCACCGGUGAUUCAGGAUACACAAGUUUGCCUACAAAUUUGGAUUUUAUGCAUGCCGAUCCGAGUGCAUUUAUGAACAGUGCUAUGUCAUCAAUGGAUUCAAAUAUUGAUCCGUUAUACAUGUACAAUGCUGAAAUUUCUAAUUUGGCUCUGCAACAAUUAUCUGGCCGUUUCAAUGAACUUGGCCGAAUUAAUGAAGAAGAUGUUGAUGGUCGUUCGAAUCAACCAUCAAAUAGCGGAAAAUUAACAGCACCGAGAUUUGAUGCGUUCAGACGUGAACCAAGCAAUUCCGUGCUCGGCGAAACCGAGGCUAAACUCAUGCCGGUCGAUACAAUGAGCUGUGUGUCGGAGCAAGUAUCGGUUUGGGGUGACGACAAUACGUGUACAUUUAAUGCGGAACUUGAUGGACAUUUUGAUCGGAAUAUGGAAUCAUUGGUAAUGCAAAACAGUCGACAAGUUUGCCAUAAGCUUGAAGUUAAAACUCGUUAUUUACUGCAAAUAUUUACGGAAGCAUGUUGUUUUGAUUUUGCAUUGCUUUUGUCAAUUAUCUUGAUGGAUGCAGCAUCAAUCAGUCGCAUCACAAGUUCGGCCAUUCGAUCUGGCUCUUUGGCUAUUUGCCGUCAACUACGAAAUGGACUUAAAGACAUAACACGAUGGAGUUUCCAAGAGUGUUUGGGAUACCGACCAUUCAUGAUGAUGCUUCAGCCGCAAGUAAAUCUUUUGGAUCGAUUUGUAAUUCAACAAGAAUCGAUACCAAAUUUUAUGCCACCGCUUGGUGCGAGACAACCACAGAUGCAAUUCAAUCGCGGUGCUGAUGGGAUGGCCAAUUUAGUAAAAAAUACUCAAAACAUGUCACUCACGAAAACAUCGAUUGAACCACAGACAACAAUUGAACAUAUGAGCAGUGGAAAUCGUCAGCGAUUGAAUAAAUCCAUGUCCGAACCGCAUAUCGACACCAGCCGAAUAAGGCAGAAGUAUUCACGACAAGCCAGCAUUUUGGAGCAUUCCACGAACAAUGAGACGAUUGAACAAAUUGAACACGAUGAAGAAGCUAAAAAUGGUUGUUCGAUAAUGUAAUUUAAUAAAAAAAAUGUGAAGAUGAACAACAAACAAA
This is a messenger RNA of Contarinia nasturtii (swede midge), 5527 nucleotides long. RefSeq names its product guanine nucleotide exchange factor subunit Rich (gene Rich). The record is from RefSeq and is a predicted model, not a curated record. Lineage: Eukaryota; Metazoa; Arthropoda; Insecta; Diptera; Cecidomyiidae. Gene Ontology annotation, cellular component: cytosol; Ric1-Rgp1 guanyl-nucleotide exchange factor complex; Golgi membrane. Gene Ontology annotation, biological process: retrograde transport, endosome to Golgi; intracellular protein transport. The coding region runs from base 664 to 5490 and encodes 1608 amino acids. The transcript has 21 exons. Gene Ontology annotation, molecular function: protein binding.